GAUAGUACCAUGACAUUAUUUCGCUUUGUUCUAUUUUUAGUUUUAGUAGCAUCAAUUUAUUCCAAACAAAAUGAUGAUUUUGAGUCGGUGAAAAAAGGCAUUACUGAACUUUUCCAAACUGGAAACAAACCCUAUUUUACAAACGUAGCAAAAUCGUAUCAAUUACCUCACGUCUUCAGAGAGCACAUGGAAAAAGUUUACAACAAUAAAGAGAUUUGUAUCUUGUGUAACUUACUUUUCGACUUGGUGAUCGACGAAUGGAACCAAGGAAUGACCAAAGAGAAAAUCUUAGACAUUGUUCAAUACAUUUGUGUUGAAUUAGGAAUCGAAAAUGAACGAGUUUGUCACGGUUCAAUUACAAUUAAUGCCGAUAUUAUUUUCUACAUCAUCGAACACUAUCCUGAUAUUAAAGCCAAUAGGUUGUGUGGAUCCGUCCUUCAAGCUUUCGGAUGUUCAACUGGUGAAGAUUUUGACUGGUCAAUAAUCGUCCCUCCUGGAAACGCAGCCAAAAGACCGCAACUGAACGAUGAAAGUAGUGGAAGUUUCAAUAUUUUGCAACUUAGUGACAUACACUACGACCCCAACUACAAGCCUUAUGGUAAAGCCAAGUGUGGCGAACCAGUUUGUUGUCAGGAAGACCAAGGUGAGGCCGAUUCACCCGACACUGCUUGUGGCUAUUGGUCCGAUUAUCGCUUUGCUGAUGUGCCGUGGCAUUUAGUCGAAGAAACCAUCAGACACACUAAAACUCAAGAUUUUGAUUACGUUUACUACACGGGUGAUAUAAUAAGUCACCGAGUUUGGCAAACUACUGUUGAAAAUAACACAAAAACGAUUUCAAAAUUGUAUUCGUAUUUUAAACAAGCGUUCGAUGUUCCUGUUUUUCCUAUUUUUGGUAACCACGAGCCUCAUCCUUUAAAUGUUUGGCCAGAUGACCAGCUUCAAGAUGAAACACUUUCUGUUAAAUGGUUGUUCAAAUUAGCAGCGGAUGAGUGGUCGAAGUUAAUUGGACAAGAUGUGAGUGAGACGGUGUUGAAAGGGGGGUAUUAUAGUGUUAGUCCAAGACCUGGGUUUAGAGUUAUUGGGGUUAAUGGCAAUCUGUGUUAUACUGACAACUGGUGGUUGAUAUACGACGACGUGGACCCUUUUAACCAAUUGCAAUGGUUGGCCGACACGUUAGAACAAGCCGAAGCUGCCAACGAAAGCGUCCAUAUUUUGUCUCACGUCCCCACAGGGGAUAUUUCAUGUCUAAAAGUUUGGAGUCGAGAAUACCACCGUAUAGUCGAAAGAUUCUCUUCGACCAUAACGGGCCAGUUUAACGGUCACACUCAUCGCGACGAAUUCCAUGUUUACUACAACAGUUCGGCCCCAAACCAAGCCAUUGGUGUGGCAUUUAAUGGGGCUUCUGUAACACCUUACGACAGCUCGAACCCCAGUUAUAAAGUUUAUCGUGUUGACCAAAGCACUUAUACGCUUUUAGAUUAUGAAGAAUGGACGUUUAAUCUCACUUUAGCGAAUUCGCAGCCAGUUAGUGAAACACCGGAAUGGUACAAGCUUUACAGCUUUAUUCAAGCUUACGGCGUGAAUAAUUUACAAGCCAUUGAAGUUGACAAAGUCCUUUAUAAGAUGACUCAAGAUCAUUCCCUACUCGAUGAUUAUUUUAGGUUUAAAUUUCGGAAUGGAGAUGACGGAAUUAAGGCCGGAUGUAGUGAAACGUGCCGCAAAGAGAAUUUAUGCGAUAUUGCCAAAGCACAAUUUGCAGACAACACACAAUGCGAUUAUUUCUUACAGCUGUAUGAGCAAGGCAAACAAACUAUUGAUUAAUAAAGGA
Messenger RNA from Tribolium madens (black flour beetle), 1828 nucleotides. RefSeq names its product sphingomyelin phosphodiesterase-like. The record is from RefSeq and is a predicted model, not a curated record. Gene Ontology annotation, molecular function: acid sphingomyelin phosphodiesterase activity. NCBI's taxonomy places the organism in Eukaryota, Metazoa, Arthropoda, Insecta, Coleoptera, Tenebrionidae. The transcript is spliced from 7 exons. Gene Ontology annotation, biological process: sphingomyelin catabolic process; ceramide biosynthetic process. Gene Ontology annotation, cellular component: lysosome. Bases 10 to 1821 code for a protein of 603 amino acids.